AUGUAUAUCAUCAUGUUUCCCCUACUCUUGGUGUGUGCCCUGCUAGCACAGCAGACCCUAGCAUUCCCUAGUCAGCAUAGGGCCAACGAGAAACCCUUGCCAGGUCUCCUCCGUGCUGGCAGGGACUCUCGCAGUGGGAGCUAUAAGAUCCCCAGCGCUGUACAAAAUGGAACUAGCAAGGCUCAGUUUGACAUCUCAACACCAGCAACCACUCUUAAUAUAGAGAGCCUCUUCCGAUUAGAUGCACCUCAGGUAGAUCUAAUCAAUAGCUCCUUGUUUGACUGGUGGUAUUUCGAUGCCGUCUCGGAAACCAACCCAGAUGAUUCCCUAGUCGUCACGUUCUUCUCCUCGUCUGCGGAAGCAUUUCCAUUCCUUACCCCGAAUGAAACCUCCGUGCUUAAUGUUUGGUUAUGGGCUUCGUUUGCCAACGGCGCCGUCUUUUCCAACUCGGUCCCGGCAACUGUGGCAACGGUGACUGGCGCAGACGGCGCCGGCACUAAUAGCUCUGGCGAGUGGUCCUCCACAGGGUUUAGCUGGGCUGCUCUCACAGAAGAUCUAUAUCAGUAUGAGAUUAUCAUCUCAUCUGAGGAGCUCCAGGUCGAAGGGCGACUUACCCUGACUUCCCAAGUACCGCGUCAUCUACCCUGUGGGGUUCAAGCGGAACGGACUGCACUUGAGAUUGCGCCUCAUAUUGGAUGGGUUAAUCUUGUACCCGACGCCGUGGGUGAGGUCGACAUGAAGAUCCAUGGAUCGGCGCUGAAGUUCCGAGGACCUGGUUACCAUGACAAAAAUUGGUCCGAUAGACCUUUUGCGGACUCUGUCCAAAGCUGGUACUGGGGCCACGGCCGUCUUGGGCCAUACUCGAUUGUAUGGUUCAGUUACCUCGCCAUUGACGACCCAACUAACACCACAUAUGUGAGCAGCUACGUUGCCAAAGACGGAGAGCUGCUCAUAUCGGCCUGUGGCCCCUCUAUCCUCACUGUGAGACCGAUCGGUAGUCCGGGAACUACUGGUGGGCGAUAUCCGCCUCGCAUGGGUGAUAUACCGGAAGGAUUCAGAUUAGAAUAUGAUCUCGGAGAGACAAAUGGGCGGUUGAAAGUUAAUAUCUCGGUGCGAACGGUGGUCGCGGAGAGUGGAAAAAAUUAUAUGCGAUGGACAGGAGAUAUGGUUGGGGAGGUAAUUGAGUCUGAGAGCCAACAAUCACAAGAGGACGGUGGUGGUGGUGGUGGUAGUGGCUCAAAAAGAGAAAUGAGAGAACAUGACGCACAGUCGUCUUCUUCUUCAUCUCUCGUUGGUGUUGCGGUUUUGGAGCAAUUUGUCAUGGUGGAAUAG
Penicillium expansum is the source of this 1332-nucleotide messenger RNA. RefSeq lists its product as uncharacterized. The transcript has 3 exons. The record is from RefSeq and is a predicted model, not a curated record. NCBI's taxonomy places the organism in Eukaryota, Fungi, Ascomycota, Eurotiomycetes, Eurotiales, Aspergillaceae. The coding region runs from base 1 to 1332 and encodes 443 amino acids.